AUGGGAGUAGACAAUAUUGACGAGUUUUCAAGCCAGCCCGGUAUAUGCCAAGAUGGCGAAUGCAUCAACAACCAGGGCAGCUUCAGGUGCGAGUGCCCCAGGGGUUUCGUCCUCGGACCCGACCGGCGAACAUGUCUUGACCGCCGGAAGGACAGCUGCUUCCUGCGCUACAGCCGGGGGCAGUGCAGCAACCCGUCGCCAAUGCUGGUGACCAAGUCCACGUGCUGCUGUAUGGUUGACUCGAUGGAGGCCCCCGGGAUUGCCUGGGGCGUGGCAUGCGAGCCGUGCCCGUCAAUGUCGGAUCCGGAGUUCAAGACGCUCUGUAAACAUGGAUCUGGUACAGACCACGACGGCGGAGCAAUCAACCACUGCGCCCUAAUGCCGGAAAUCUGUGAGAAUGGCGCAUGUGAGAACAGCCCUCCCUCGUACCGGUGUGUCUGUAACCCAGGAUACCUGCCGGACUCUUCAGGGAAAAGAUGCAUCAAUGUUAAUGAGUGUAUGGUCAACCCGCGGCUUUGUGAAGGCGGCCAGUGCCGGGACACGCCGGGAUCCUUCGUCUGCACGUGCCCGUCCGGCUCUCGACUCGAUCCGUCAAACAACAUGUGCGAAGACAUUGACGAGUGUAGAUCAUCCCCCUGCCAGGGAGGAACGUGUAUCAACAGCGCUGGAAGUUUCAGAUGUAAAUGCGACCACGGGUUCUCAUUGGACGUCUCGGGCCUGAUAUGCGUUGACGAGCGACUGGGUUCCUGCUGGAUGCGCAUACGGGACGGUCAGUGCGAGGACAACGUGAAGCGACCCAUGCUCAAGUCGGAGUGCUGCAACACCGUGGGAAAGGCAUGGGGAAGCCCGUGUGAGCCGUGCGCCGCGUCCAUUCGAGACAGAUGUCCGCGUGGUUUCAUCUACAAACGAGACGGCUGCGUCGACAUUAACGAAUGUGAGCAGUUUGCGGACCUGUGUCGAGGCGGAGGAGUGUGUGUGAACACGGAAGGGUCAUUCACGUGCCAGUGCCCCUCGGGCAUGGAGCUCGACCCCUCGGGCACAAGCUGUCUCGACAAACGGAAGUCCACAUGUUAUUUAGAGUACAGACGCGGCCAGUGUUCGGAAGGUCUUGACAGCGUCUUCACUCGUUCCAUGUGCUGUUGCACGGUGGGAAAAGCAUGGAGUCACUUGUGUGAACCAUGUCCGACAAAAGGAACUGAGCAGCACAAGGCGCUCUGCCCUGUGGACGGUCAUGGUGGUGACCCGGUUUCUCCGAUAGAUAUUAACGAAUGCCGAGAGAUUCCUGGUAUAUGUACAAACGGACAGUGCCGCAAUACGUUGGGAAGUUUCACGUGCACGUGUGACAGAGGUUUCGCCCUCGAUGCAAGGGGAUUCAACUGCACAGAUAUUGAUGAAUGUCGUAUAUCCUUCGGCGUCUGUGAAAACGGCGCAUGCGUGAACACCGAGGGAAUGUUCCGGUGCGAGUGUAACCAAGGCUACACCCCAGUCAUGAUGGCGCAAAUGUGCAUGGACGUGAACGAAUGCGAAGGAGACAAGUCUCUUUGUCGAGGCGGCACGUGCCAUAACGAGCCUGGCAACUUCCGGUGCGAGUGUCCUACCGGCCUGGAGCUCUCUACCGACGAAAGAUCGUGUGUCGACAUUGACGAGUGUGGCUCAAGUAGCAGCGUGUGUUCCAACGGCUACUGCGAGAACUUCAUGGGCGGCUACCACUGCAGAUGUCACACGGGAUUCAAGCCGAACACGCAGCAAACGUCCUGCGUCGAUAUCGAUGAAUGCGCGGAGAACAACGGCGGGUGUGAGAUGUUGUGUGUGAACUCUCCCGGAAGUUUCGCGUGCGGAUGUGAGAUGGGCUUCACACUCAUGCCGAACGGUAGAAAUUGCAAAGAUUACAACGAAUGUCGGGAGAACCCGAACAUCUGUAACGGUGGCAAGUGUAAUAACACCCCAGGGGCAUACAGGUGCAUAUGUACCGACGGGCUGCGGUCAUCCCAGGACAUGAAACAAUGCAUCGAUAUCGACGAGUGCUCUGAGAACCGGAACCUCUGCGAGAACGGCGUGUGCGAAAACCUGCCCGGCUCCUACCGCUGUAACUGUGACAAUGGCUUCGACGCUGCGGAGGGCUCUAACCGAUGCACAGACAUCGACGAGUGCCUCACCGGAAAGAACAUGUGUGACGAGCACGCGACAUGCCUCAACACGGCCAGCUCCUACAGGUGUCAGUGCAAGCCUGGCUUCGAGGGAGACCAGGGCUCGACAUUAACGAUAUCAACGAGUGACGGCGUCUGCUCCCAGAAUGCCGUCUGCGUCAACGAACCAGGAAAUUACGCGUGUAUCUGCGAAGAAGGAUUCACCGGGGACGGUUUCAACUGCAGAGAUAUCGAUGAGUGUUCACUGCGGGAGGACUUGUGCGUGAACGGCCGGUGCUACAAUUUCAUUGGCGGGUACCGCUGCACGUGUAACAUGGGGUUCGCGCGUUCCACCAAUGAGAAGUCAUGCAUAGAUAUUGACGAAUGCCAGAUCCAGAACCUGUGUGUGAAUGGCGACUGUGUAAAUACAAUUGGCGCGUACGAGUGCAGGUGUAAACCGGGAUUUAAGUUGGACGACAUUGGCGAUAUCAAUGAGUGCGCGGACGUCGACAACUGUCUCUACGGCACACCUCCGCCGCGGCUUCUGCUACCUGGACAUCUCCCAGCAGCGGCGUGGUGGCGUCUGCAGCUGCAUCAUCUCGCAGAGCGUCGGUCGUGCGGCCUGCUGUUCCAGCGUGGGAUGGGGCGAGGUGAGCGGCUUCUGCGAGCCGUGUCCACGGAACAACACCCGCGAGUACAAGGCACUCUGCAUCGCCGACUCGGGCUUCAGGCCCGAUCCACGCUCUUGCCUAUGGACAUUGACGAGUGUCACGAGACGCCAUGUAUCUGUAAGAACGGCGACUGUCAGAACAUGUUUGGUAGCUACAAGUGCAUCUGUCCGGUCGGUUACAUGCUAAAUCUCGACACGCAGGAAUGCGUCGACAUCGACAAGUGUGUGGAAUACCCCGGCUACUGCGGACUUGGUACCUGUGUCAAUAGGCCCGGCAACUUCUCCUGCCUCUGUCCGGAUGGAUACAUGCCUAUGGCGGGCGAAGGAUGCAUGGAUAUGCGGAAGGACGCCUGCUACGCUGCGUUCACGAACGCCUACUCCCCAGGGCAGCCCCCGCGGUGCGACCACCAGUUGUCCUCACAGGUCACCAAGAGGCAGUGCUGCUGUGUGGGGGUGCUGGGUCAGGGCUGGGGCAACCCGUGUGAACCCUGCCCCGUGAAGAACUCUAGAGCAUAUCUGGACCUUUGCAAGCCCAACCCUAUCAGAGAGGACACGAACGAGUCCUCGAUAUACCAGUUCCUGUGCGAGAACGGCCGAUGUAUCGACACGAACACGGAGGAGGGCUUCCUGUGUGAGUGUGGGGUUGGCUACACAUACAACGCCAUCAGCAAGCGGUGCGACGACGUGGACAAAUGUCGAGCAAGCCGGAACCCCUGUCAUGACAACGCCAUCUGUAUCAAUACUCUAGGAAGCUACAGGUGCGAGUGUAUCCCUGGUUAUCAGCUAGCAUCCGAGGGCGGCAGGUGCAUAGAUAUCAACGAGUGCCAGGACGUGGCGGGGAUCUGUACGAACGGCGACUGCAGGAACCUCGAGGGCAGCUACCAGUGCAUCUGCAAGCAGGGCUACAGACUGGCCGCCUCCAGGGACUUCUGUCUCGAUACGGACGAGUGCCGCGAGUUCCUUGGUAUCUGUAUGAACGCUCGGUGUCGGAACACUCCGGGGAGCUUCCUGUGCGAGUGCCUGCCAGGCUACACACAGUCGUCAGAUAGGAUGAACUGCAGGGAUUUGGACGAAUGCACAGAGAUGUCGGGACUAUGUCGGAAUGGCUACUGCAUCAACACCGACGGCUCGUUCCAGUGUAACUGUCGUGAAGGCUAUCGACUCUCCAGGAACACCGACAGCUGCGAAGACAUAAACGAGUGUCGCACGAUUGAGAAUCUGUGUGCUAACGGCCGCUGUAUCAACGAAGAGGGCAGCUUCCGGUGCGUGUGUCCUCCAGGAUACGUGCUCACCAUGGAUGGCAGACGCUGUAUAGACUUGCGUCAGGGUAACUGUUACCGACAGUUUGAGCGCGGCCUGUGUUUAAACCCCAGGCCGGUGAAUCACACUCUGACCCAGUGCUGCUGUACCGGCGGUGCCGCUUGGUCAUACGUCGGCUCUGAACUGUGCGAGGUCUGCCCCAUACCUGGCGAACGUCGUUAUCAGGAGAUAUGCGGCUCAGACCCCGGACGCCAGGUGGGGCCGAGCGGAGAACAAGACCUGAACGAGUGUAUGUUGGAGCCGGACCUGUGUAAGAACGGUCGCUGUAUCAACACAGACGGCUCCUUUCGGUGUGAGUGUCUACCCGGGUACGAGCUGAAUUCCACCGGUAGAUCUUGUGUCGACAAAGACGAAUGUCGCGUGGCCAGUGUGUGCGGAGAGGGCGAGUGCUCUAACACGAACGGCAGCUUCUCGUGCGACUGCAAGGCUGGCUUUGCACCGGGGCCCAGCGAGGUUUGCGAAGACAUAGACGAAUGCGUGACUCAGGCCAACAAGUGCGCGUUCCGUUGCGCCAACACGGUGGGCUCGUUCAAGUGCGUGUGUCCCAUGGGCUACCAAGUAGCCGCCGACGGCAUACACUGCGAAGACGUGGACGAAUGUCUGACUUCCACUCACGGCUGUCCGUACGCGUGUAAAAAUCUCGUUGGUUCGUUCAUGUGCAUCUGUCCUGAGGGCUACAGGGAGGCGGGCCGGGACAGGUGUAUAGAUAUCGAUGAAUGUCUGAGGUUUGCGGUCCCGGCCGGUGUCAGAACUUGCAGGGGAGCUUCCGGUGUGACUGCCCACCGGGUUACACUCGGUCAACGGACGGCAAGAGCUGCAUCGCGCGAGGACUACUGUUACACGGAGCUCGUCUCUCGACGCUGCGUCACCACUUCCGAUGUAAAGGUGACCACACAAGCGCAGUGCUGCUGUACCGGAGGCGCCGCCUGGGGACGCAGAUGCGAGAUCUGUCCCAGGAAAGGAACAGACGCUUAUAGCCGUCUAUGUCCCGCUGGUGGAGGAUAUGAUAUACAUGGAAAUGAUAUUGAUGAAUGCAGGUUGCACUCGAAUCUCUGUGAGAACGGUCGCUGCAUGAACACUAUGGGGUCCUACCGUUGUCUGUGCAACAACGGUUACAAACCCGACACUACCGGUACCCAGUGCAUUGACAUAGACGAAUGUACAGAAACCCAGUCGCCAUGUGUGGGCACCUGUCAGAAUCUCGUGGGAUCCUUCAAGUGCAUCUGUGGCCAGGGAUACGUCCUCAAUAUGGACGGGCGCACGUGCAGAGAUAUUGACGAAUGUGCGACCGGCCAACACAACUGUCCGCAAAGCUGCGUCAACACAAUCGGAAGUUUCGAGUGCGGCUGUGCAGUAGGAUAUACGAGAUCCGGUGACAGACAAUGUGUUGAUAUCAACGAGUGCCUGAUGGAAACUAAUUUGUGCACGCCCAAUGGUCAGUGUAAAAACACACCUGGUGGUUAUGAGUGCGUGUGUAACCGGGGCUACAAGCUCGAUCCCACCGGGAAGAAAUGUAUAGACGUAGACGAAUGCGCCGACGGCCAAUGCGAGAACCUGUGUGAGAAUAGUUUUGGAGGCUUCUUAUGUGGGUGUCCCGAGGGUUACACGGAAUACAGAGGCCAGUGUUUAGGUAGGAUAGGGGCCUGCUUAAAUAUUCUUCGUAGAAAAACGUUCACGUUUAUUGACGUGUGUACCGGAAGCCCCUGCGUGUUCGAAUGUGUCCCGGCUGGUCAGAUGUACACCUGCGGAUGUCCCCCGGGCUACCAGAUGAUUGGCGAAGGGCACUGCAUACAGACCAUCUCGCCCUCUGAGUACAAGAACAUGUUCCCGCCCGGCGUGAACCUGCCUCACGAGUCGUCCCUGGGGACCGGGGAGCUACCCCCGGGCGAGGGCUGCUACUCGUGUAACAUCGGGGACGCCCGAUUGGAAGUGCCAUUGUCGAAAAGGACAAAAAGAGGUAUCGUGCAGAAUGAAGUAUCCUCCUCCCGUAAGUCUCUCAUACGAAACAAUGUCAACGAGGGGACAGUAGAAGAUAUUCAUACACCCAAUCUAUUCCGUCCAAAACUACUGCGGGUAACAAAACGGGCUGCUGUUCGUCAAAGGGGCAACGUACGACGCCACAACAGGCGUCAGGGCAACAUCAAUGGUCAUCUUGAAUACAGCGGAACGGAAAAUGAACAUCUAAACGCCACCCAACUGCUUGCAGUCUACGUUGACCUUUCAGACGUGGGCAGAAAGACUGAUCUUGUAAAAAUACUCCCAGCGCUUUCCAUUCUACAGGGCAAUGUUAACUAUACAAACACUAACAGGGCCGAUGGGAUUUUCUUCCUCAAAGAGAAAAACGGGGUCAACUCGUUGCACGCCAAGCAUAAGAAAUUGUUCAAGGGAAUGUCCUAUCAUAUUGAUAUUGAAGCUGUGCCAGUGGAAGAGGACGUCACGUUAUCGGGCCAUGACGUCCAUCUUGGUAAAACUGUGUUUAGGUUCUUUGUUUACGUGUUGUAACAAUUAUAAUACUUAGAAGGUAAUUAUUAAAGCUUUGAUGACAACGCACUUGUAUGCGAGGAGUAUUUAUGCCAGUUUAUAUACAUAUAGAAGAGUGUUUAUGAAGUUGGAGUUAUCCGAUCUUAGAAAUUCAUGUAUAUACAUGUUAACAUGGUGUAAGUGUUAUAUUGCGUGUUCAUACAGGACAAGGCCAGUACAUGUUGAAGGCAGUACAUACAUUUUUAUAUUACACACUGCAUAAGAAAACACAUUUGUCUGAAGUAUGCAUUUACCACAUGCAAAUUUGUGAUGUAUAAAUGAGCAGUUAGUAUGCAUUACAUCUUUAAUCGUAGAUCGAAUACAUUAUUGCCACAAAAAUUGUUACUUUAUUUUGCUCUUAUGUCCCAUACACAAUUUAUUCAAGUAUUCAGUGUUUAUUAACACGUUUACAAGUCGUACAUUUAAUCGUUGAAUUGAUUUAUCUGAAAUUGAUCAUACAUAGAUACAUACAUACAACGGUAUAAUGAUAAUCAUUUAACUGUUGGUAGUGUUAAGUUGUAUUGCGUUUGAACUGUUGCUUUUUAUGAGCAUUUGUGUUAAACAUUUAGUGUGCUGAAUGUAUAUUGACAAAUCGUAAACAAGCUGUGCAUGCCCUAAUAUUUGAAAAUGUAUGUUCACAAUAUUUUCAACAUCUACAAAAGUGUGUAUAAUAUUCGUGUUUUUGUUUCCUGUGUUAGUUUUUACUUAAUUUGAAUAAUUUUAGAGUGCGUGGUAUUUUAAACAUGUCUAGAAGCUGGUUGUUUCUAGAGUUUUGCAAUAAUAGUGUAUCGAUAUGUUUUGGUAAUAAGUGUACAUGUACACAUUAGCCCUUCUGUCAUACUCCUCUAUGAAAUAAAAUAAAGGUUAUAUAUA
Messenger RNA from Dreissena polymorpha, 7509 nucleotides. RefSeq names its product fibrillin-2-like. Gene Ontology annotation, molecular function: calcium ion binding. The record is from RefSeq and is a predicted model, not a curated record. Bases 1 to 6618 code for a protein of 2205 amino acids. Lineage: Eukaryota; Metazoa; Mollusca; Bivalvia; Myida; Dreissenidae. The transcript has 52 exons.